Messenger RNA from Solea senegalensis (Senegalese sole), 1949 nucleotides. RefSeq names its product UBA-like domain containing 1a (gene ubald1a). The transcript has 3 exons. NCBI's taxonomy places the organism in Eukaryota, Metazoa, Chordata, Actinopteri, Pleuronectiformes, Soleidae. The record is from RefSeq and is a predicted model, not a curated record. The coding region runs from base 176 to 658 and encodes 160 amino acids. Gene Ontology annotation, molecular function: protein binding.
CCGCUCCUACAGUAAAUAUUUGUGUUUGCUCGACCCGGCUGUAAUGGUGGACGGCUGAAGGCAAGAGGAGCAGAAUACGAGCCGAGUGAAGAAAGAACGAGAGGGGGAAAAUAACCGGUCGAAAGUCUGCUUCAAGAGUCCAGCCGCCGCGACGAGGACACGGGCUCUGUUGAAAAUGGAUGAACUAAAACAUCAAGUCAUGAUUAACCAGUUCGUCCUGACGGCGGGCUGUGCGGCAGACCAAGCGAAGCAGCUACUGCAGGCGGCACACUGGCAGUUUGAGACUGCCCUCAGUGCCUUUUUUCAAGAAACAAAUAUUCCAUAUGGCCAUCAUCAUCAAAUGAUGUGCACCCCAGCCAACACACCAGCAACACCCCCAAACUUCCCGGACGCGCUGACCAUGUUCUCACGGCUGAAGGCGUCCGAGAGCUUCAACAGCGGCAGCGGCGGCAGCCCCAUGGCCGCCUCCAUGGCCACUUCACCUCCGCCCCCCCAGGUCGGCGGCUGGGGGGUCUCACCUAAUGUGCCGCAAACUCCACAGGGACUCUGGACUCAGGGGCAGCCCCCCACACAGCCCUGCCCCGCCUGGCCCACGGGCGUAAACCCUCACGCGGGCGCCGAGCAGAAGGCUAGUGUAGCGAUGGAGGCCGAGAGAUGAAGGGCCACACGGGACUGAAACCCUUCUCACACCCUGGGGAGGGAAGGAAACAGGGGAAGGGUGGGAGAUGUGGGAGGUAAUAAUGGGUUUGAAAAAAAAAAAAGGGGGUUUAGGUCUUUUUUUUUCGGAUUUGAAAAGAGACGGAAACUACGCAAACCAAGAGAAACUCAACAUGGACGAUUAAAGAAGAGGAGAAAACCAAUGCAAACAAAAUGAAACAAGAAAAAAAAGAUACACACACACACACAUAGUAAUAAGAGAGCAACUGAAAUCUUUGGUAGUGUUUUUUUCUUAAGUAAAUGCAUAGAUAAGAGAAAUAUUAUUGAACUUUAAAAAGAAAUUAAAAAAUUGUCACGCCCAAGGAUUCUAUGUGAUUUUCAAGGACAUUCAAGGCAGCAAACUUAACUUUCUGAUUUUUUUGUUUAGUAUUUUUUGUUUCUUUUUCAGCCAGUGUGGUUUUUUUGUAUCACUGGUUUUUCUGUGUUUUAUGGUUUUUUUUUUUUGCAACUGUCUGAGCUGCAUGAGGAGAGAGAGGACGUUGCAAUGCAGUGUUUUAGAUUGACUCAAAAAAAAGAAAAAAUCAUCGCACACUUGAGUUGUGAGUGUGUACGCAUGUGAGCGGGUGGUCAAGUUUGUAAUCGACAACAAUGUAUACACACAUACACACACACACACACACACACAAUAGAGUUUAGAUGAAACACCUCCAUAUACUGUCAAUCCCGUCAUCAAAGACGGGAGCUUUUCUUACCUCACCUGGUGGUCACCUGACUUCUUUCAGCCAAUCAGGGAUUCUUCUUAAACCAACCAUUGCCACCACCGACACAGGACAUGUUUUUAAAGGUUUUUUCUUAGAGGCGACACAAGAGUUUUAUUAAAAGCUGGACUCAGACACGACAACUGUCCACUGGAGAUUUUGGGUUAUUAUUAUUAUUAUUGUUAUUAUUACAAGAAAAAAAAGUGGUUUUAAUGUAAUAUGGUUUAUAAUGCAAACUGUUUCUUAGGUUUUUUCCUUAAAGAGGUUAAAGGAGGCGGCUUUGAACUUGGGUGGAACUUUCAGGUUGAUUAUUUUUGGUUUUAGGUUGACUUUUUUUUGGAAAGAGUAAAAUCUUAACACACCUUAAAAGAAAAGAAAAGAGAAAAAAAAACAGCUACAGAAAAACAACACAACUACUCCAUCUUUGUAAACAGAAUUGCCACUUUGCAUGAUGUGUUCAUAAUGUGUAACAUCUUUUGUAGCAAAACAUACAUGAGGUCGAGACGUGGGUUUUUUUGUUUGGAAAGGGGGGUG